CGCGGCGAUAAAUUAAAAGCACGAGAAGGAAACGGUUGCCGAGAACAAAAAUUAUAAGGGGAGAGGAGAUCGUUACGUUCAAGAUUUACGAGUCUGCACGAGUCGCGCUGGUUAAGUGCGGACCAAUUAGGCGAAUGCAGUUUUGGGCAGCCGCCACUCUCGUCGAUGAUUUACACGACGAUAACUCGUCGUUUCAGCGUCGUUCGUAAUUUCGACCGGCGAUCUUGCGAAAUCCCGCCGCGACGCGUAAUCCGAUUUAUAUCUCGUUUUAUUUUUCAUUUCACUUAACAACGUUUUCUCGCGUACGCAGGCGCGAAAAGCCUGCCAUCCGCGUUAAAUUCCUUGACGAAUUUAGAGAGCGGACGCGACGCUGCAAGCGGGCGCGCGCGCUUGGCUUUUCUUCGCAAUGCGUCCUGGAAUUUUCUCUAUUGUGCUUUGUUUCUCGGUGCCCGAGACAAAAGAACACGCGAUAACCAUGCUGGACCUCUUCGCACCUAUUAAAUGCCUGCUGCAGGAGGAGCCCGUUCGUGUCGACAAUGUCGUCUUCAGGCUGCACUCGCGCGUCACCGUUCUCCUGCUGCUCGUUUGCACGAUUCUCGUAACUGCCAAGCAGUACAUCGGCGAGCCGAUUUCUUGCAUGACCGAUGCUUCCGUCGGUACGAAUUCCCGAGUGCUGGUGUGGGACAGGCCCUUCCCGGUGACGAGACCCGUCAUCACCGUUAUUAUCAAUGGGUCAGCUGAAUUUAGAACGUUCACGACACGGACGGAUGAGGAGAUAACCGAUAUGGACAAAUCGCAGACGAAUAGGUGCAAUGUUCGUCAGGUCUGCUUCGUUCUCGGUUUGCAAGCCAUCCUUUUUUACGUGCCGCGCUCGUUAUGGGGCGUCUGGGAGAGAGGUACCAUAGGCCUCCUCUCGCGAGAUCUCGCGUCACCCUUCCUGAGGGACGUCUGGACCGAGGAGAGGAGGCGGCAGCUCGUCGAAUAUUUCACCAAGACGAAUCUGCACGCUCACAACUUUUACGCCAUGCGUUUCUUCGUGUGCGAACUCUUGAACUUCUUAAAUUCGAUAGGGCAGAUAUAUCUGUUGGAUAUAUUUCUGGAGGGACAGUUUAGGCGGUACGGGCCCCUGGUGAGCACGUUUCUCGCGGAGGAAAAUCCCCACGACAGGGUCGACCCUAUGGCGCGACUGUUUCCGAAGGUGACUAAGUGCACGAUUCACACGUUCGGGUCCACGGGUUCCGUGCAAACUCACGACGCUCUCUGCGUACUGCCGUUGAACGUGGUGAACGAGAAGAUCUUUGUCGUUCUCUGGUUCUGGCUGGUGUUUCUCGCGGGUGUCGGUUGCCUAGCGGUAAUUUAUAGAAUCGUAGUUUUCUCUCAAGCUUGGGCAAGAGUGUAUCUUCUGCGAGGUGCAGUUCGCAGACUUGAGAAAUUAAAGGCAGAGCGUAUCGUGCGAGUAUUCCAUUUCGGCGAUUGGUUUCUGUUGCACCAACUCGCACAGAACGUCAAUCCUAUCGUGUACAUGGAACUGGUUAACGAGAUAGCGACAGCCUUCACGACCAAGAGUUUCACGGACUUCAUCUAGAUCUCCUCUCGACCUCGCCUAAGUAGCAUUACGCGGAAUUCAAUUUACGAAGCUCAAAAUGUCCUUAUAAGACGUAAACGUUUGAUGGAUAUUUCGAAUAUCUUCUAAUAAAAGAAAAAAUAAAUAUUUAUAAAGAAUGUACUGUGUGAUUUCAAUAAAGAUAAUUAAAACUUUGUAA
Messenger RNA from Monomorium pharaonis (pharaoh ant), 1763 nucleotides. RefSeq names its product innexin inx2. Gene Ontology annotation, biological process: phototransduction. Gene Ontology annotation, molecular function: gap junction channel activity. The record is from RefSeq and is a predicted model, not a curated record. NCBI's taxonomy places the organism in Eukaryota, Metazoa, Arthropoda, Insecta, Hymenoptera, Formicidae. The coding region runs from base 407 to 1585 and encodes 392 amino acids. The transcript is spliced from 5 exons. Gene Ontology annotation, cellular component: gap junction; plasma membrane.